GUGGGUCGCGCGGGCUCCGCGGCUCGUGUGGAGACGGGUGGCGGGGCGCUCGUCGCUGGUCACUGCUCCGUCGGGCGUGGGCGUCGCUGAGAGCGUCAGCUGCGAGCCCUCCACCAUGGACUUCGAGGACGAUUACACACACUCCGCUUGCAGGAAUACUUAUCAGGGCUUUAAUGGAAUGGAUCGUGAAUUUGGCCCUGGAUCUUAUGGAGGAAUGGAUCGUGACUAUGGCCAUGGAUCCUAUGGGGGUCAGAGACCCAUGGAUUCCUACCUAAACCAGUCAUAUGGCAUGGACAAUCACAGUGGUGGUGGUGGGGGUAGCAGGUAA
Messenger RNA from Jaculus jaculus (lesser Egyptian jerboa), 328 nucleotides. RefSeq names its product zinc finger protein 326 (gene Znf326). The coding region runs from base 116 to 328 and encodes 70 amino acids. The record is from RefSeq and is a predicted model, not a curated record. The transcript is spliced from 4 exons. Lineage: Eukaryota; Metazoa; Chordata; Mammalia; Rodentia; Dipodidae.